This is a messenger RNA of Saccharomycodes ludwigii, 1623 nucleotides long. RefSeq names its product Thi73p (gene THI73). The coding region runs from base 1 to 1623 and encodes 540 amino acids. Gene Ontology annotation, biological process: transmembrane transport. The transcript has a single exon. The record is from RefSeq and is a predicted model, not a curated record. Gene Ontology annotation, cellular component: membrane. Gene Ontology annotation, molecular function: transmembrane transporter activity. NCBI's taxonomy places the organism in Eukaryota, Fungi, Ascomycota, Saccharomycetes, Saccharomycodales, Saccharomycodaceae.
AUGUUAACAAAGAACCCAGACAACAAUAGCAAUAUGACUGACUCUAUUAAGUUAGAUAACACUGAAAACGUUAAAUUAGAACAAAAUAUUUCCUCCACUUCAUAUGAUUCCAGUAGUAUCGAUGAUAAUGUUGAUAGUAAAAAACAAGAUAUUGCUUAUCAAUUCUUACAAAAAUAUCAACACUUAGAAAAUGUCGAAACAGAAGACGAUUUGAAAGAUUCAUCCAAGGAUUCAAACUUUUAUGGAUCUAAACAAUUACCUAGAAAAUUAUUGUUUAAAGUUGAUUGUAUUAUUUUACCCUUUUUAUGCAUUACCUAUCUUUUAAUGUUUUUAGAUAAAGCUUUAUUGAAUUAUUCAACUGCAAUGGGUAUAUUAAAAAAUCUAAAGGGUAACGAAUUUUCAAAUUUAAGUACCAUUUUCUCCGCUUCUUAUAUUUUCUCAGAACCCAUCGUGACAUUUUUUAUUCAAAAAUUCCCAUUAUCCAAAGUAUUGGGAACUUAUAUCACACUAUGGGGGAUCGUGUUGGCAUGUCACUGUGCUUGUAAAACAUAUGCAUCACUAAUGAUUGUUAGAACAUUAUUGGGAUUUUUUGAGGCAAGUAGUGCAGUUGGAUGCAUCGCUGUAAGUGGUAUGUAUUAUACAAAAUCAGAACAAGUCGCAAGGAUAGGGUUUUAUUGUGCUCAAGCUGGUUCCGGUUAUAUAGUUGGUGGGUUAAUAUCAUUUGGUUUUCAACAUUACCACGGUGAAUUAUUUAGUUCAUGGCAAAUUAUGUUUUUGGUUGUUGGAUUAGUAACUGUUGCCUUUGGUAUUUUAACCCUUUUAAUUUUACCGGAUAAUGCAACAAAAGCAUGGUUUUUAAAAGAUGAAGAAAAAAUUUUAGUCGUUGAACACAUUAGAAGCAACCAAACAGGGUUGGAAACUAAAUUUUUCAAAAAAAACCAAAUUAAAGAGCUAUUCUUAAAGGAUAAAUUGACAUGGCCAAUGUUAUUAUUGACUGGAUGCUCUCAAAUAUCAACGGGUGCAAUUGGUACAUUUUCCACUACCAUUACUAAAACUUUUGGGUUUGAUAAUUACCAGUCUGCUUUGUUACAAUUGCCUAUUGGUGCUAUAACAAUUUUAAUCAUUAUCAUUACAACUCAAAUGAUUUCCAAGUGGAAUCAUUUCACAUUGGUAACUACAAGUAUGUAUAUUCCAGCUAUUAUUGGUUGUAUUGUCAUGCUAUCCUUACCAUUGUCUCACAGAAUAGCUAAUCUAUUUUCUUUAUAUCUUUUAUACAGUGGAUCAUGUGUGAUCACUAAUAUUUAUUUUUGGAAUAGCUGUAAUACCUCUGGGUAUUCUAAAAGAAUUUUUCGUAACGCUAUUACAAUGAUCAUCUAUAAUGUCUCCUGCAUUGUUGCACCUCAAAUGUUUAGAACUAGUUCUGCUCCAAGAUAUAUUCCAGCUAAGAUUGCUCUAUUAGUAACACAAUGUGUCUGCGUUCCAUUAAAUCUAUGGAUUGGUUAUUUAAGUAAAAAAGAGAACGAAAAGAGAGACCAAGAGCAAGAAAUGGAUACGAAAAAAGGUGAUUAUAAGUUUGUUGAUUUAACAGAUAUAGAAAACAGAAAUUUUAGAUACAUUUAUUGA